AACUGACAGUCAAAUUAUUUGAUUUGAUAAAAUAAAUGGAGAAAAAAUUGGUGUUUUGCGAAAAUAUCAAUGAUCGAAUUAAAAAAGAAUUUAUUACUUUGUGAGAAAUAUAACACUGGUAUACGUUGAAAGCUGUUGAAAAAAUCAGUUAUGUACCGUCAGUUGCCUGGUGACAGACUGGAAAGAGCUGGGUGUCUUCGAGUCUUGGGAGUCACCUACUGUUGUCCAAGUUCAAAAAUAAAAGCCCACAAACAAAGAAAUAUGAACAGAUUGAAAAUACUUUGAAGGACAGAGGACAAUAUAAAACAGAAAGUAAAUUAUUUUACACAAAUCGUAAUAAUUUAAACGAAUUUGAAUGUGUGCAAGAUGCAAUUGAGAUUGACAAUAAAAACAGAGACAAUAUUAUGAAAUAUAUUAGUUCAUUGAUGUCAAGUAAUGUUAAUUUUAAAGAUUUUACUAUUCAAUUAUUUAAAUCUGAAAUCAAAUUCAUUUUGACUAAUAUAAGUACUUAUAAGGACAAAUGGAACAGAAUUGAUGAUUCAAAGGGUGCUAUUAUGAAAGUUUACAAUACUUUUAAUUAUACAGAUGAUAUUAAAUAUGAAGCUAGGCUUUUGGAGUUACCAUUGCCAGAUGACUUUAAAUUAGUUAUAAUAACACCUAAUGAAGUAGACGUGCUGUGCAAUUUAUUCAAUAAAUUAAGUAGACAAGGCUUGACGGCGGCUAUUAGUAGUAUUCAGCCGCUUUUUACAUCUAUUUGUAAACUUCAAGAACCGCAUAUUAGGUUUUCUUCUACCUUUGAUACAUUACAGCAAAUCACUAAUAUUGAGUACAACUUGGCGAAAACUGAAUACGGAAAUGUGAAAAUUGACGAACAUGGUGUUUCAAUAAAAGUUUUUACUUAUAUGUGUCCUUCUAAUAAUCGACCAAAUGACUGUUCGAAACUGGAAAGUAACAAUCUGAGAAAUACAUUUUUUUUCGGACUCAUAUUUAAAGACACGCCCAUAUUUACCGGACAAUACGUUGAUGUAACCAAGUUUUAAAUUAAAAAAAAUAAACUGAUAUUAGUAAA
This is a messenger RNA of Nymphalis io (European peacock), 1069 nucleotides long. RefSeq lists its product as uncharacterized. NCBI's taxonomy places the organism in Eukaryota, Metazoa, Arthropoda, Insecta, Lepidoptera, Nymphalidae. The transcript has 8 exons. The coding region runs from base 405 to 1040 and encodes 211 amino acids. The record is from RefSeq and is a predicted model, not a curated record.